Photinus pyralis (common eastern firefly) is the source of this 1522-nucleotide messenger RNA. RefSeq lists its product as uncharacterized. Bases 35 to 964 code for a protein of 309 amino acids. The record is from RefSeq and is a predicted model, not a curated record. The transcript is spliced from 2 exons. Lineage: Eukaryota; Metazoa; Arthropoda; Insecta; Coleoptera; Lampyridae. Gene Ontology annotation, biological process: DNA integration; DNA recombination. Gene Ontology annotation, molecular function: DNA binding.
GUUGCGUACACAUCGUGUUAGCUCCUCACUUCUUAUGUUUUUAAGUUCACCAACAUCCGCUGUCAAGCACACUUACCCUGGUGGCCGCGCACUUAUCUGCGAAGCUUUUCGCAAGAAAGAAGUCCCGGACUGUGCCAUCGACACCAUGGUAGAAUCCAUCUCCGCCUCGACCAUGCGACAGUAUGAAACAACUUAUCGACAGUGGUGGAACUUCUGCAGCGAACGAUCUCUCUCUCCUUAUCAAGCACCCUCCAUAAUAGAAUUUUUACAGCGGGUGUUCGAGGGAAACAAUCUCCAGUACGGUAGCAUGAAUUCCCAUCGCUCCGCGUUGGCGCUUAUUAAUUUGCAACCGCUGUCAAACGAUGCGCGUCUUUCGCGCUUUAUGAAAGGAAUCUCUAGAUUAAGAUCUUCGAAACCGCGUUAUAAUAGCACCUGGGACCCUAACGUUGUGCUUGAGUACCUUCAGAAACUCGGACCUAAUUUUACUUUAACCCUGAAGGAUUUGUCAGCCAACCUAGUUACUUUGUUAGCUCUGGCCACAGGCCAUCGCCUUCAGACAAUCCAGUUAAUCAAAUUAUCAAACAUACAUACCUCUGCACAGGGCAUACAGAUUCCUAUCACUGGCCCCGUUAAAACGUCGGGUUCCAAUCGAUCUCAGCCUUGUCUGCAAAUACCAAGAUUUGCUGAAAAUCCCUUACUCUGUGUAGCUACUACUUUGAUUGACUACAUAGAGGCCACAAAACCCCUUCAGACUCCGAAUCAGGACUACCUGUUUAUUACUUUUAAAGAGCCUUAUAAAACCGCUACCAAACAAUCCAUCAGUCGCUGGAUUAAAAACACAUUGCUUACGGCUGGAUUGGAUACAAAUGGUUUCAAGCCGCAUUCGUUCCGUCACGCAUCCACUUCUGCGGCUUAUAGGCAUGGGCUUUCUCUCUCAAAUACCCUAUCAUCACCGGGCAGCUAGUACAAGAAAACUAUCAUAUUUCAUUUCGGUGAAUAGUUUCGGUUGUAUACACAACCAGUUUACACUGUUUAGUUAGGAUAUUCGGUUAUUAAAGGUUACUUUAUAAGACAACAGAGUUGUCUCAGCUUGCACGGGCCGAAUUAAUCCAGAUCUCUAAACAACUACAUGGUGUAUAAUCUAAGUGAUAUUGAGGAUUGGACACUGAUAUAUAAUUAGUGAUCAAGCGAACUUACCUUAAGUGAAGUUCGAUCAUAAUUAUAUGAAGUGUCCAAUCCGAAGAUAUCACUCCCCUCCCUCCCUCUUUGUCUUUUCCCCUUGCCAAUAAUUCGGCCCUCUCCUUUUUAUCUCUAAAGAAUGAGCGUAGAGGGGCGUGGGUCGAGUAAGAUAGACGCGGGUAGCGGGAAAUUCAAAUAUUAAUCUUUAAACAUAGUGCGCAACAGUACUACAUGGGUGUACUACAUGGUGUAUAAUCUAAGUGAUAUCUUCGGAUUGGACACUUCAUAUAAUUAUGAUCGAACUUCACUUAAGGUAAGUUCGCUUGAUCACUAAUUUUUAUAU